GAUAGUACUAUUAUUGUGUACUUCGACUAUUUCUUUAUUUUGCUACCUACUACUUCGUAGUCUGUGAUUUACAAAUUACACUCUAUCCGUGAACUCUACAGCUGUGUGCCAUACUGUCAGCCAUUCGCCACUCAUACUAAUACCGUAGAUAACAUUCUUAAAUUUCUAAUACCGCUUACAUAUUUUAAUUAUAAUUAUGCAUUAUUUAUUACAAUAUAAUGUUUGACCAUCGUUUUUUGAGUAGUCUGGUAUUUAAUAUUUCAGUCAUCAUUCACGAACCAAAGACGAGCUAACAUCAAAUAAUUGUCAUUGAAUAAUCUCAAAACUACCAAGUUUUGAUAAGUUGCAAGUUGCUGCCAAUGCUACUUAUCUCUUCUUUUACCCAGUAAUCUCGCAAAAAGAACCUAAUUGGCAAAUUAAUAACUUCGUAAUUAAAAAUAAAAAAGAAUACCUAAAAUAAAAUGAGUCCUAAAAUAUUUGUUAACAUCUUGACUUCUCCAAAGUCUUUAUUUAAAACACAAAUAACACAUGGAAUAUAUGUUCAGCAAAUAUACAGACGCUGGAAGAAUGAAUCAAAUUCGCCGCCAAAAGACUUUAGAAAUUUACAGACUAUGCAAGACAUUAAACUAAAAUUAUCCAAUAUAAUGGGUAUAUCUGGAAAAUAUGAAAAUGAAGAAAGGGGAUGGUUAUCUGAGUACCUGCCAAAAGAACAAAAUGAACUACCACCUCGCUCUAUGAAUGACAGUUUUGACAGAGCUAUAGUUCCCUUGAGUACUGAUUUGACAUUGCAAAAUAAGUACACUACAACAUUCAAAAGUUUACGAAUUGGCCGCCUUUUAGAAGAUAUGGAUCUUUUUGCUGUUUGGAUUGUUAUGAAGCACAUUUAUAAUCCAAUGCAACCACUGGAUGUUCCAACACCAUACGUUGUUGUAACAUUACUAGUAGAUGAUGUUGUCAUAAAUGCUAAUCGAUUUCCAGAUAAAGAUUUAAUUCUAAGCGGCCAAGUAACUCAUGUUGGCAAAACUUCAUUAGAGGUUACUUUGUGGCUUGAACAACUUAAUAAUGACAAAUUUGAGCGUAUUACAAGAGCUCAUUUUGUGUUUGUUGCUAGAGAUCCAACAAAUACAUCAUCUGUCAUGGUAAAUAAUUUAGUACCAGUUGGAGAACGCGAAAAAAAUGUAAUGAUACUUUCUGCAAAAAAAAACGAGGAUAGAAAAAUGGCUCGCCAAAACUCAAUAUUGAAUAAAAUGCCAACACCUGAAGAACAAUCACUUAUAUAUGAAACAUUUAUGAAAACAGUCAAUAGAAAAGAGCCAAUAAUUGGUAAUAAAAUAUUACCAGAAAAUAGUGUGUGGAUGGAUGAUACGAUGCUUGAAACUAACAUUCUUUGCCAUCCUGAAGAUCGAAACUUACAUAAUACUGUUUUUGGUGGUUAUUUGAUGCGUGUUGCUACUGAACUUGGAUUUUUAGUAGCAAGUGCGCACAGCAAAACAAGGGUGACAUUAGAAGCAAUUAAUAGUAUUACUUUUCGAAAACCAGUUCCAAUUGGUAGCAAAUUGAAGUUAAAUGGACAGAUAUGUUACACCAGUGGUAGAGUAAUGAUAGUAGAAAUUAUUGCCAAAGUUGAAGAACUUGAAAGUAAAAGAAGUUUAACUUCUAACUCAUUUUACCAUGUUUAUGUUGCUCCAAAUGAUGUUGAUUCAGUAUUACCUCAGAAUUAUCAUGAUUCUAUGCUCUUCAUUGAUGGGCGUAGACGGUACUUGGAUUUUGUCAACCACUUAGAAAAGGGACAACCCGAGGAUAACUAAGAUUAUGGGAAUGGGGUUUAUAAUAUUUUGAAGGAAUUCAAAUAACACAUUCUAAUAAGCUAAUUUCCUAACUUUUAUGAAAUUUUAAAACUAAAUGGGUGUUGGUAAACAGUUUAUUCAAUACCAAAUGAAGUUUUGAUAAAAUACAAAAAACUUUUUUUUUUUGUAUAAAAAGUUACCUCUUUAAUUUUAAAAACUUAAUAUUUUUAUUUGUCGCAUUUUUGAGUUUAUAAUUUGUUAACUAAUAAAAGUACUUUGUAACUA
Molecule: messenger RNA, 2072 nt
Organism: Acyrthosiphon pisum (pea aphid)
Lineage: Eukaryota; Metazoa; Arthropoda; Insecta; Hemiptera; Aphididae
Product: acyl-coenzyme A thioesterase 9, mitochondrial
Exons: 10
Coding region: 462-1808 (448 amino acids)
Biological process (GO): acyl-CoA metabolic process
Cellular component (GO): mitochondrion
Molecular function (GO): fatty acyl-CoA hydrolase activity
Source: RefSeq, a predicted model, not a curated record